UUUUCAGUAUCUCAUCUUCAUGCCUUGGUAGGGGGACCUCUAGCGAGCGCAGGGAAAAAUGUCCCUAGCCAGAUUCGCACCCACACACAGCACCAAGCUGCGGAUGCGAAUUCCCACAGUCUGUUGUUGUGCACCUCACAAGGGCCAUACUUUGCCAUGUAGCAAAACAUUUCUGGUCCCAUAACCUCCCAUCCAGCACAGAUCGCCCCCUCUCAUUGCCAUAACCCCUCCAUCGGGUACCCUCUGGCGAAGGCUCAUCACUUCGUUAGUUGCACCCGCACCAAUGGGCCGGUUGGCGCACGCUCGCCAUCGACUAAAAUUUUCAGAUUCAAACCAUUACCUCAUCUUCAACUCCACUGCAAUCAUGGCUGAAGAACCAGUAGACGUCCCAAUAGUCGACGAAAACGCCGAACAAGAACAAGAACAAGAACAAGAACAAGAACAAGAAUAUGACUUGGAAAAGAUCCGGUUGUUGCCUGGUGCCUCUGAAGACGGAACCGCAGCAUCGUUCCAAGUGAUCGACGAAGACCACACCCUCGGAAAUGCAUUACGUUACAUCAUCAUGAAGAACCCAGAGGUCGAGUUCUGUGGUUACUCCAUCCCCCAUCCUUCAGAAAACAAAUUGAACAUCAGAAUCCAGACCUACGGUAACAUCACUGCCGUGGAGGCCUUGCACCAAGGCUUGGACAACUUGUCCGAGCUCUGCACUGUGGUUGAAGAGAAGUUCAGCGAGAAGAUAGAAGCCGGUGGAUACAAGACCACUGCCUGAGCACCGAAUGCCAGUGGGGCCCCCCUCCACUGACUUCACGAGCCUCUGGCUCCUGUAUAUUACAUAUCCUUACGAUAAUACAUUGC
This is a messenger RNA of Suhomyces tanzawaensis NRRL Y-17324, 855 nucleotides long. It is a transcript of the gene RPC19, whose product is annotated as DNA-directed RNA polymerase core subunit. Gene Ontology annotation, molecular function: protein dimerization activity; DNA binding; DNA-directed RNA polymerase activity. The transcript has a single exon. NCBI's taxonomy places the organism in Eukaryota, Fungi, Ascomycota, Pichiomycetes, Serinales, Debaryomycetaceae. Gene Ontology annotation, cellular component: RNA polymerase I complex; RNA polymerase III complex. The record is from RefSeq and is a predicted model, not a curated record. Gene Ontology annotation, biological process: DNA-templated transcription. Bases 365 to 769 code for a protein of 134 amino acids.